CCGCUGGGCGGCCCCGGCCCCGCCUCGGAAGCGUCCGCAAUACAGGAGCUGCUGGACGGUCUGCGGGACACAGUUUCAGAGCUGCAGGAAGCCCAGAUGGCCCUGGGACCCCUCCAGCAGGGCCACAGCCCCGCAGAAUCCUGGGAGGCCCAGGAGGAACCCCCUGCGAGGGUCCUUGCGCCCCGUGACAAUGUCCUCGGGGCCCUGAGACGACUAGGCAGUUCCAAGAUGAUGCGUGAUUCAAGGUGCUUUGGCCGGAGGCUGGACCGGAUUGGCUCCCUCAGUGGCCUGGGCUGCAAUGUGCUGAGAAGGCAUUAA
Molecule: messenger RNA, 318 nt
Organism: Puma concolor (puma)
Lineage: Eukaryota; Metazoa; Chordata; Mammalia; Carnivora; Felidae
Gene: NPPB
Product: natriuretic peptide B
Biological process (GO): negative regulation of systemic arterial blood pressure; receptor guanylyl cyclase signaling pathway; cGMP biosynthetic process
Cellular component (GO): extracellular region; cytoplasm
Molecular function (GO): hormone receptor binding; hormone activity
Source: RefSeq, a predicted model, not a curated record